This is a messenger RNA of Vitis riparia (riverbank grape), 960 nucleotides long. RefSeq names its product transcription factor MYB93-like. The record is from RefSeq and is a predicted model, not a curated record. NCBI's taxonomy places the organism in Eukaryota, Viridiplantae, Streptophyta, Magnoliopsida, Vitales, Vitaceae. The coding region runs from base 1 to 960 and encodes 319 amino acids. The transcript is spliced from 4 exons.
AUGGCAGCAUCACAGGCACGUGAGCGGAAUGGGCCGAAAAAGAGUCCAUGGACUCCUAAAGAAGAUCAGAAACUGAUAAGAUACAUCAAGAAACAUGGUGAGCCUAGACAGUGGACAAAGGUCCCAAAGCUUGCGAGGCUGAACAGGUGUGGGAAGAGUUGUAGAUUGAGGUGGCUCAAAUAUCUGAGGCCCGAUAUCAAGCGAGGGAACUUCACUCAAAACGAAGAAGACACCAUCAUCAAACUUCAAUCUGUUCAUGGCAACAGGUGGGCCUUUAUUGCCACUCGACUUCCUGGCCGGACUGACACUGAAAUCAAGAACUAUUGGAACACCCGUUUGAAGAAGCUUGCGAAAAGGAUAUUUCCCCAGCCACUCAAACACCACUAUGCCCUGAAGUUGCAGUCAGAUGCACGGGUACCCAAUCCUCACCUCCAUGGAGUUGGUUUCAUUUCAACAUACCCUACGGGGGCUCUCACCGGUCAAGGAUCCGGUUUCAAUUAUCAGGCGAUGAGGGACCCAACAGUUUACAACCCUCCAGACCAAUUUGAUCGUUUGAUUACCAGCAUUCUAAAUACGGGGACCCCGAUACAACCGUUACUCGCAGUUGCUGGUUGGUUAGCUUCUACUGGGGCUUAUCUAAGGGACUACGCCCUGGGAUUGUACUCAGAUGCAGAGCUACCUAAUCUUCACUCGCUGCAUAACCCCGUAGUACAGCCGGGCUUCAGUGACAUUACACCCGAUCCUCAGGCUCAGCUCGCUGGACUUGGUUUCAUUUCAACAGACCCUGCUCAGACUCUCCCCAGUCAUCACAACUAUCCAGACGAGCAUGGUUCUUUGUUUGUUAAUAUUCCAACUGAAAGGUCUGUUCCUGCAGUUCUAGUUUCAGACUCAACCGAGCGCUCCAGGAACCGAGCGCUCCAGGGCCAACCAAGUAGUGGAGAACGAGGUCACGCCAGCUGA